AUGAAUGAAACGCAGACCCCUUCCUUUGGCCCAAGCCCCGACCCCAGCCCUGAGGACAAAUAUAAAGCAAUGCAGUCGCUGACCUCGGAGACCUGGCGCAGCCCAGGAAGGCGACCCUUAUGCGUCAGGAAGUCCCCGUCAGCCUCCAAUGUGUCAGGCCCUGAACUGCGGGCCAGGGAAGAAAGGGGGGCUCACAGUCUGACGGCAAAAGCAGCAAGCAAGCGGCCCUGCACAGAAAUGGUGCGCACGGAUAAACUGGGCAGCCCUGGCAUCCCCGGGGAGCCGGAAAGGCUUCGUGGAGAAGGGGCUUCCCCCAAAGGGGCCCAGACAGCUUCCCAAGAGCUGGAAGGGCCCUCGGAAACUGUCCGAUUCAACGGCCUCACUUUACCUCCCACAGAGACUUACUCAUGCCCAGCCACCAAUGGGCAAACCCCUCCACCAACACCGGGGGUGUUCCCAGUAAUUCACUCUGCCCCCAAAAGGACGGGCGGCUCCGAGGCAAGGGCUCCCCCUGGCCGGAAGUCACUGACGUCCCUCGGUCUCUCAGGGGUGUUAGAAGGCACGAACCCGAGACAGCAGCCGAGCCUCGGGGCGCUUCCGGCUCCCUCCCGAUGCUCGCCCUCCCCCGGGGGCACAGCCACAGAACCCGCGUUAGGUCGGGGCCUGCUGCCGUGGGCAGGAGGCCGCCCAGAUGCGUCACCCCAGCGGGCGCCGGUCUUUGGCCUUCUUGGGCUGUCUCAGCGGCUUCGGGUCCCACAAGUCGGGCCCCACGGCCUGAAUCAGCAGGAGCUGCGGGACUUGUCUCCGGGCCAUUCCCUCUCCAACGCUGGGAAAGCCCGCGGCGCGGGAGCAGGUUACCCAGGGCGGCCGCCGCGGGACUUCAGCCCCUCCCGUCUCAGGCGUCUCGGAGCUUCAGCGGGUCGCUUCCCCCCCUCCCGCCUCCGUCCCUUCCUCCUCGCAGACUGGAAGGGCCGGCUCCUGCUUCGUGGGGCCGAGGGACAAAGGAGAGAGGGCGCGGGAAAGCGCGGCAAACGCUCUGGAAAGGCUAGCCGCGGUCACCCUAGCCUCGGGAGCGGGACCGCGGCCCGGCUCUGGCCCCGGGCCUUGGGGAAAAGAAGCGCGUUUAAUGGAAGCGCGAGGAAGGUGGCUGGAUAUGUGUCUGACGGGCUACACAAGUGCCGGUCACCAGAAAGUCUGGGGUUCCGGGAGUCUCCCUUACAGCCACCGGACGCGGGAGAGAAGGGGGUCGGACUCCCGAACGCGCGGCGGUCCCAGGCCUCACAGAGCGUCCCACCGGACGCCGGAGAGAAGGGGGUCGGACUCCCGAACGCGCGGCGGUCCCAGGCCUCACAGAGCGUCCCACCGGACGCGGGAGAGAAGGGGGUCGGACUCCCGAACAGCGGCGGUCUCAGGCCUCACAGAGCGUCCCACCGGACGCGGGAGAGAAGGGGGUCGGACUCCCGAACGCGCGGCGGUCUCGGGCCUCACAGAGCGUCCCACCGGACGCGGGAGAGAAGGGGGUCGGACUCCCGAACGCGGCGGUCUCGGGCCUCACAGAGCGUCCCACCGGGCGCCGGAGAGAAGGGGGUCGGACUCCCGAACAGCGGCGGUCUCAGGCCUCACAGAGCGUCCCACCGGACGCGGGAGAGAAGGGGGUCGGACUCCCGAACAGCGGCGGUCUCAGGCCUCACAGAGCGUCCCACCGGACGCGGGAGAGAAGGGGGUCGGACUCCCGAACGCGCGGCGGUCUCGGGCCUCACAGAGCGUCCCACCGGACGCGGAGAGAAGGGGGUCGGACUCCCGAACGCGGCGGUCUCGGGCCUCACAGCGCGUCCCACCGGGCGCCGGAGAGAAGGGGGUCGGACUCCCGAACAGCGGCGGUCUCAGGCCUCACAGAGCGUCCCACCGGACGCGGGAGAGAAGGGGGUCGGACUCCCGAACAGCGGCGGUCUCAGGCCUCACAGAGCGUCCCACCGGACGCGGGAGAGAAGGGGGUCGGACUCCCGAACGCGCAGCGCUCUCGGGCCUCACAGAGCGUCCCACCGGAAGCCGGAGAGAAGGGGGUCGGACUCCCGAACAGCGGCGCUCUCAGGCCUCACAAAGCGUCCCACCGGACGGACUCCCGAACAGCGGCGGUCUCAGGCCUCACAGAGCGUCCCACCGGACGCCGGAGAGAAGGGGGUCGGACUCCCGAACGCGGGGCGCUCUCGGGCCUCACAGAGCGUCCCACCGGACGCCGGAGAGAAGGGGGUCGGACUCCCGAACGCGGCGGUCUCGGGCCUCACAGAGCGUCCCACCGGACGCCGGAGAGAAGGGGGUCGGACUCCCGAACAGCGGCGCUCUCAGGCCUCACAGAGCGUCCCACCGGACGCGGGAGAGAAGGGGGUCGGACUCCCGAACAGCGGCGCUCUCAGGCCUCACAGAGCGUCCCACCGGACGCCGGAUAGAAGGGGGUCGGACUCCCGAACGCGCGGCGCUCUCAGGCCUCACAGAGCGUCCCACCGGGCGCCGGAGAGAAGGGGGUCGGACUCCCGAACGCUCGGCGGUCUCAGGCCGGCCUCACAGAGCGUCCCACCGGACGCGGGAGAGAAGGGGGUCGGACUCCCGAACAGCGGCGCUCUCAGGCCUCACAGAGCGUCCCACCGGACGCUGCAGGUGACUCGCCCGGGGUCGGUGGGAAGUGAUAUUCCUGACUUCAAGGCUGGUGCCACUGCGCCACCUAGCGCCCGGAAGCAUAAAUUCGAAUGCACGGGCAGCCAUAGAGCCGCUUCCCUGGAGGGCUCAGCCGGAUUGCCGUGGGGCGGUCCGAGGAAGCCGGCCCCAGGGCGGGAGCUGGCUGCUGGCCUGGGGUUCCGAGCCCCAGGGCGGGAGCUGGCUGCGGGCCGGGGGUUCCGAGCCCCAGUGCGGGAGCUGGCUGCGGGCCGGGGGUUCCGAGCCUCAGGGCGGGGAGCUAGCUCCCGGCCCCAGGGUCCAAGGCGGAACUCGUGGGCUCGGGCCCUAACGAGACCCGCCGAGGGGCUCCCGCUUGCCGCCGACCCUCGAAAUGACCGCCCCGCCCCCAGCGUCCCGGGCUCCGGCCACGUUUGUGUGGGAAAGACCCACGUGACUGCGCUUUACGGUGAGCCCUCCCGAACCCGGAAUGAAUCUGUCCCGUCAGCUGCGCACGGGGCAGGGAGGCGGGGGGAGGACGGGAGCAAAAGCCAGAAACGCCACGUGCUCCAAAAGCAACUGGCCAAGCGGCCGGGCCCCGUUCGGCCCGCGCGCCCCCGGCCGAUCCCUCCAGGGCCAAAAAGGAGCCGCGGGCUUCGCGACUCCACUUCUGCUCCCCGGGAUCUGGCUGCGGGGAAUGACGUGCGUGACUCGGUGGGAAGGACGGACGGGGCUCGGGGGGGGGGGGGGCAAACGGCUGCCCGGCUCGCGCCGGCGGACGCAACCCAUCCGUUCCUGAAUCUCCUCGGCGCGCCCGGAGACGCGGGAGGUGAGAAAAGCACGAGGGUGAGCUCAGAAAACGCGCUCGCGGCGCGGAAAGGGAUCGGGGGAGGGGCCCGGCCUUUUCUGUCCCUAAACUUGGCUGGCGGGAGGAGGGUCCGGCGGGCGCGCGAAGGGAAAAGAAGGACAAGACUGCCAUCUGCUGUCCGCAUGAAGAGCGGCAGCGGGAAGGGGCGGGGAUUUACCCGCGUGAAAGCCCCGCUCCCGGCCGGCGUGUGGCGCUCUCCUGGCCGCCAGCCGAAAUGUAUCAACUAG
Messenger RNA from Antechinus flavipes (yellow-footed antechinus), 3744 nucleotides. RefSeq names its product collagen alpha-1(I) chain-like. The transcript is spliced from 10 exons. Bases 1 to 3744 code for a protein of 1247 amino acids. NCBI's taxonomy places the organism in Eukaryota, Metazoa, Chordata, Mammalia, Dasyuromorphia, Dasyuridae. The record is from RefSeq and is a predicted model, not a curated record.